Lathyrus sativus (Indian pea) is the source of this 1920-nucleotide messenger RNA. Lineage: Eukaryota; Viridiplantae; Streptophyta; Magnoliopsida; Fabales; Fabaceae. The record is from the annotation of a GenBank genome assembly.
AUGGAUGAUUACCGUGUAUUCACUUGUCAAUCCUGUAACUUUGUGAGCGAAGCUCCCGAAUCGGAUGGCUUCUUCUUCUGCAGUAACUGCGGAGAACAAAAUCGAGAAGCUAUCGACACUGGCGCCGAGGAAGAAGCCGCCGGUGGUGUCUACCUCGCCAGUCACCAACGCCGGGCAUCUGCUCAUUCCGAAGGAAUUCAUGUUCUACCCAUCUCACAGUAUGAUCCAUUGUCCCAAUCCACUUUACUUUCGAGCCUUCGGUUAGUUGAUCCCCCGGUUAAAGUAAAACAAGAGAAUGUUGAUCCAUCUCAGUCCCUGUUUGAUGAGGCUAGUCCAUCAACUCCGGCUGAUUUCGGAGGCUCAAAUGUUCCGAGCUCUGAAGAUUACCACAACGAGAUAAGGUUGCGGUAUGUGUUAGGGUUGCAGAUUAUGAUUGAGCUUCAAUGUGAAGCUCUGGUGAAAGAGUUUAAGGUUACUCCUUUAGUAUGCGGCUUGGUUGGACCAAUUUGGUUGCGAUUUGUCUCCAAGACGGGUGUUUUCGACGAAGACUGGGCUAAUAAAGUAAUUGAUGACUCUGAGAUGCAGAAAGAAGGAGAACCAGAAGAUUAUAACUCACGCGGUAAAUACAAAUCAGAACCUCACAAUAUAUUUGGUCAGCGAGCUGUGUUUCUAUGGUUUAGGUCUUUAAAGAAUAGGAUUCCACUAGUUAGCACCAUUGCUGUUUCAUAUUUAGCAUGUCAUAUUGCCAGGGAAGCCAUCAUGCCAUCAGAUAUGAUUAAGUGGGUACAGGAAGGGAAGCUUCCAUAUUUAUCUGCUUUUGUUGAAAUUAAUCGGCGCAUGGGAAAUCCAUCAAGUGCGUGUCCUAUUAGUUCAAGUUAUAUGUUCAGGCCUCACCGAGCUCUUUCGGUACAUAAACUAGAGUCAUAUGCUUCAUCAAUUGCUCAGUUUAUAGGCUUGGAGUUACCUCCUGUUAACUUUUAUGCAUUAGCUUAUCGUUAUCUUGAAAAAUUAUCUCUUCCUGUUGAAAAGAUUCUUCCGUAUGCAUGCCGCAUUUAUGAAUGGUCGAUGCCUCCAGAUUCGUGGUUAUCGUUAUCCAAGGAUUAUUUUCGGCUACCUACUCAUGUUUGUGUUGUAUCGAUUCUGGUAGUAGCAAUAAGGAUUUUGUAUAACAUUAAUGGUUAUGGAGAAUGGGAGAAAAGUUUAUCUCGUAAUGAUAGUGCCAAAGAUUCAGCUAAAAAUCCAGCAGACCAUCAAAAACACAAUUUGGAUUGUGCUGGGCUUCUCCGACACCUUCAUGCAAUAUAUAAUGAGAUUGCAGACACACACGAGUAUUCCAAGGACUUACCUGCAUAUCUCAAAUACUGUAAGGAUGUUGUGUUUGCUGGAGCAGAACCAUCAUUAGGGAAUCAUGAAGAAAAAAAUAUGAUCAAAAACCUAUGGGAACACUAUCAGAAUGAAGAGAAUACUAAAUCCUCUCAUAGCAAUGGCGGUUGCGUUGCAGAUGACUUGCCCGGAAGUUUAAGUGAUACUAACUCCUCCAAGAGUUUGCCAGAUGGAGAAGCCGUUAUUAGACAGUUGAAAUUAGACAUGGAGGAAAACCGAUUUUGUUACAUUCCACCCAAUGUCAAGCGGACAAAACUUGAUUAUGUUCACUAUGUUCGAAAGAAGGAUAAAGGUGCCCUGUCCUAUGUUGCUCAUGCUGAUUAUUACAUUUUGCUUAGGGCUUUUGCUAGAGUUGCAUAUGAUAAUGACAUUCGGAUUUUGCAUAUUGGUGUUUUGAGCCUUGAAAGAAGACUUGUUUGGCUAGAGAAAAAGAUUGGUCAAUGCUUGCAUUUGAAACCUCCUAAUAGUUCUUGUCAAUAUUGUACUCUUAGGCCAACUGAAAAUGGAGCAGAUGAUGGAUCUGAACACAGAACUUGA